Athalia rosae (coleseed sawfly) is the source of this 5503-nucleotide messenger RNA. Its product is annotated as neuroguidin. The coding region runs from base 239 to 1216 and encodes 325 amino acids. The transcript has 3 exons. Gene Ontology annotation, biological process: maturation of SSU-rRNA from tricistronic rRNA transcript (SSU-rRNA, 5.8S rRNA, LSU-rRNA). NCBI's taxonomy places the organism in Eukaryota, Metazoa, Arthropoda, Insecta, Hymenoptera, Athaliidae. The record is from RefSeq and is a predicted model, not a curated record. Gene Ontology annotation, cellular component: nucleolus; small-subunit processome.
UCAACUAAAUUUUUACAUAAAUAAGUUUAAACGCUUGUUCUGAUCAAAAUCAUCAUGAAAUUUUACAUUAUAAAGAAAUCUGAAAUACCAAACAUUUAUCGAAAAAAUUAUUUGGGAUUGAGGCGAGGGUGUAUAACUCUGAUGGAUCAUUUGAUAUCGGCUUUUCCCAUGUUAUAAAGGGCUUGUUUUUUUGCGCUUUCAAAUUGCAAGUUAUAUCAAUGUUUAGGUGUUCAACUAAAUGAUAACUCUCCGAUUUAGUUCAGUCACUUUAUUAAAGCAGACAAAUGAUGAAGUUUUUUACAUAUUGCAGGCAAUUGACGAAACAGAGCAGCAAGAUAUUCCGCAGGCGUUUCGUUUGCUCGGCGAAAUGAACGCAAAUGUAUUACAGGUUAAUCAGUUGGUAGACAAUAUGUUAGCUCGUGUUAAAAGUGGAGAAAUAUCAACAGACAAAGGUUUAAGUUUUUUGGAGAUGAAAUAUCACAUGCUUCUAUCUUAUUUGAUAAACCUGACUUAUGUAGUCUUGAGAAAAUGCUCUGGGGAAAGAAUUGAUGGUGAUCCAUCGAUAGAUCGCAUGGUUGAGAUAAGAACUGUCCUUGAGAAAAUUAGGCCCAUAGAUCACAAGCUCAAAUACCAGAUCGACAAGCUCGUAAAAACUGCCGUAACUGGCGCUUCAAAUAAUGACGACCCCAGCAAAUUCAAAGCCAACCUUGAAGCUCUUACUGGCAAAAUUGAAGACUCUGAUCUGGAAGCCGAUAGUGAAGACGGCAAUAAUUCUCAGGGUUCCAGAGCGCAGUUGAAAAAAUCCGGAAUCUACGUCCCGCCCAAACUUGCUGCUGUCCAUUAUGAUGGGGAUGAGACGACUGCUGAAAGGGUUCGUAAGUCCAGUGAGCGAGCUCGUAGGCGUGCAGUAUCUGGAACGGUACUUCGAGAGUUGAGAGACGAAUAUUUAGAUGCUCCAGCAGAAGAUUCACAGAACCCAAGAGAAAAGCCGGCAAGCCUUGGAUUUGGGAACAAGCGAAAAUUAGAAUAUGAGGAAAACUAUAUGACCAGACUUCCGGUGACAAAAGAGGAAAGACACCUUCGGCGCCAAGUAACCACCCUUGCUAGUCUUGGCAAUGAGAUCACUACAUUUGGAGGACCAUCCUCUCUAGCAGGCAAAAAGAGAAAAGCUCCCAAAGGAAAGGCUAAAAAAAGCUUCAAGAAAAAACGGCACUAAUUCUGUUAAAUAUGAAUGAACAGAGAUAAGAAAGAAAUGAGAGGAAAACAGAGAGAAGUUUGCACAGAAGAAAGUCGAGGGUUGUACAGCGGUAACUAUUGAAUUGAAAAAUAAGAAAUAAAUAAAAAGCUACAGAUAGGUAAUGAAAUUCACAUUCAAAAUUCACGCAACGCACUGGUUAAAUACACUGGUCAUACGCCAGCUAUUCAUUAAAAUAGUAAUAGCGGUAGUAUUAGUAUUAGUGCUAAUAGUAGUAGCAGUAACAUUAGCAGGAGUAGCAAUAGCGGCAGCAGCAAGAGUAGCAAUAGAAAUAGUAGUAGUCGUAGCAGUAAUAGUAGUAAUAGCAAUAGUAAUCGUAAUAAUAAAAUAAUAAUGAUAAUACUAAUGGCAAUGAUGAUAAUAAUCAUAAUUAAUCGAUUGAUGAUUAGUAUGUAAUUGUUAAUGAUAGAAAAAUAGAACUAAACUUGGGCGCGGAAAGAAGAACGCGAGAGGAGAGAAUCACGAAAUACUAUUUUGGAAGUCUGUCAUUUAGAGUUAUGAUUAUUAUCAUCGUGACAAACAUUAAGUAUUCAAUUACUAUCCGAUACGAAUUUAUCUACUUGUCGUUAAGAAAAUAAUGCAGUAUCUAUGAUCAUGAGACAAACGAGAGAAACAGUGAAUGAGGACUAGUAAAAGAUCGAGCACCUUAGUGUGCUGAUAAUAGUUAUAAUUUAAAUAGAUGUAUGUCGUUUUUAUAUCUAAGCAUUACUGCAUAACAACGAAUAAUAAUGAUUCGGACACUACAAUAAUAUUUUCAUUUUCAUGCACCAAAGUAAAUGAAUCGAUAAAAGAUGAUUAUAAUUAAAUAUGAUUGACUUUUAUGUGGAGAAAAAAAAUGUACUGCUAUUUUACCAGCCGUUAAUGGUAGCUCUAGGACUGAAACUGUCAGAGCAAUUAUUGACAAACUCAAAUCGUCAGAAAUUAUUUAACAAACAAAUCACAGACUUCCACCGAUUGCAGCUUUAAACCUAUAAUAAAUUAUUCACGCUGAUCUUAGUGGGCUCAGGGGUAUAUGACUCACAUCAGUAUGACGAUACAUUGAAUGUUUUCAUGUCUUAUUCUAUAUUUUUUCGGGUUCAUAGAAGAAAACGACGAAAAAAGAUGUCGAUGAUUGUAUAAUUUGAUGAUGUUUCAGUUAAUGUCGUCAUCAUAAUCAUCAUUGUUAUUGUUAUUAUUAUUGUGGUUGUUGUUGUGGUUGUGUUGUUAUUGCUAUUAUAUUCUUGCGUUAAGUUUAAGUUCUUAUACAUAUAAUUGCAUUGCGUUGUGUUUGUGAUUUCUUUUCAAAUUUAUUCUUUUCUGUUUGUACAAAGGGGCUUGUCAGAAAUCACAAAUACAAAAUUUUUUAGAUCACAUAUGGUGUUUAACCGGUCCGUAAAAUUUUUAUAGUUCCCCAAUGGUUGGAACGAUUUCAUUCCAGCGAAUGAGAAUUCGCGUAUUUCCUUCUGUCGCAGCAGUGUAUUGACUAAAUCGAAUUGUCAAAUGAAAUGCUCACAAAAAAAUUUUCAAAUUUGUCCUCUGGACAUUUAUAACUCGUACAAUAAUUAUCCUAGUUAUUACAUGUAUUAUAGAAAGUAAUGUGUAUUAUGACAAAAUGCAAAAUUGAUGUUAACUUAUCGUGUCCAAAGUACUACUAGGUCGCGUAGCAAAAAGAAAUACGUGAUUUCAGUUUUCAGUUGCAAUAGAAAGUAUUCAAAGAAAGUCCGGUGUCGGUAUCUACUUAUAUGAUUCACAAAGUGACACAAACGAAAUACCACCAAAUUUUACCUAUUGACGAAAAUCAAUGUCAAAAGUUCGUCUGCUAGUUAAAUCUCAGCAUUGUUGUUUAAUACAUUGCACUAAAUUGGCAUUCAAACAAAACACUAAUUACACGUCAAAAAACUUCAAAUGAUCCAUACAAUUCUUUCAUUUUUUUGUUCUCUUCGAUUGAGAAUUAAUUUAUUGUAUCGAUAGAAUGGUAACUGUCGUUCGGUUUCAUCUUGUGAAUCAUAAUUUUGUCCUCACCCAUUUCGAUGGGACUGAUCCAUCCAUAGAGAUUAUAUUUUUUACAGAAGUGUUCACUGCUGAGUUCCUAUCGAUGGGUGUAUGAUAAAGUUUCUUACCGAACAAAAAUCCCGGUUUGUUCUAACCUCAUACUUGAAUAAAGUAAAUGAAUAAAUAAACAAUAAUAUAACAUGAUGAUGAUGACGAUGACGAUAAUGAUAAUGAUAAUGAUAACGAUAAUAACAAUGAUAAUAAUUAUAAUGAAGAAUCUGUGAAGCAAGAUUUGGAAAUAUUAAUUAAGCUUCUACAAGAAAAAACGGGAAAAAAAUUUAUUGAAAUAUGAUAACUGCGAUGAAAUAAUAAUAAUAAUAAUAAUAAUAAAAAUCGAAAGAAAACCAGAUUCAACUACUUUGAAUAAAAUAGCCCGUUCGCCUAGGCAUUAUUCACAAGUGCUAUUUACGGGCAAGGAAGUAUUGCAAAAAAAAAAGAACAGUCUCAUCAUAUUGAAUGCUGUAAUUGCAAUGACUGCAUCGUCAUCCCUCGCAUUCAAAUGCAGAUAAGAGAAUUCGAUCGAUCAGUCCUAUCUGAGCAAAAGAGUAGAAUACGUCAGUAAACCUGAAUCAUUUUAGAAAACUUUCAUGAAAAUUAGAUUAUUCGGUUUUUAGUGGCAAGGGAUGAAAUAUGGCUUGAAAAAGCCAGAGAAAUGUUUGUAAUGAAAACCCAUGAAAGCAUUGAAGACUCCGAUUGAACAAAAUGAAAAACACAUAUCCACUCAAUAGCAGCUGUUAUUCUAAUGAGCCGAUAUUCUGCAAGACUACCUCAAGUCAAUAAAACAUGUUUUCUAUAGUUAUAGUAAUUGUGCUACAAAUUUGUAUAUGGUAAUGUAACAAGCCAAUGGAAUGUAUUUGAACCUACUUUCCAAAACCUUAAAUUACAUGGAUCAAGUUUUAUAACAAAUAAAUGAUAAAAGUUUGAUGGAAAAACAGUCGUUGUUCAUAUCAGGUAAAGUUUGAACAGUUUUAAUCUGUUGCUAUUGUUCAUAUUAUAUCGGAGUGAAAUUGUUGCUGAUGUACACACAUUUCCUAAUGAGAAAGAGCCAAACUUUUUUCUGGUAGAACCAGAUCUAGUAUCUAUUGUACUGAACUAAUUAAAUAAAUAUGGGAUAUAAGUUGUGUCAAUGUAUGGACGUAAAUUGAUAUGUAUAAUGUAUAUACACAGGUAUAUACCUUGAAGAUGAAGAUAACAAAACACAGUUGCAGAUAUACUAAUAUGGGAUGGCAGGUGACUAAUUUUAUAGAAAUAAUUUACUUAUUAUAAUAAUGUUAAUAAUAGUAAUAAUAAUAAUUAUGAUAAUUAUAAUUGAUAUUGAUGUGAACAUAACUGGCUUACAUAACAGUCUAUAAUGUCUAAAUAAUUGGUUCCUGCAUAUUAUGUUUCUGUUGAACUAACAUAACGAGUGCCUUUUCAUACAUUCUCAGCAUCCUAAUUAGUUAAGAAACUUGAGAAUCCGAUCCCUAGUCUUAAUAGAUCUGCUUUGGCUCAUUGCACGUACGUGUAUAGUGUAAGCACCUCACUCUCCGAUACUCAAACAAUAGAAGAACCAACAAAUUCGCACGAGCCACAGACUGAAUAUUUUAGUUAAUUAGAAAAAUCUGAAAUGUCCUACAAAAAACUUGAUCAAUUCUUCAUGAGAGAUGUAUAGAGAACUAUUGUUAUCUCGCUAUUCAUCCAAGCGUCACUGCAUCGAGUCAAACUAAUGUAACAAAGGAUUUUUAGUGGCGGAUGUUUAUUUUGUUACAUCAAAGAUAGUCCAAAACCGUAAAAUCAACAAAAUCCAAAAUCAAUCAUAAAACGGUUUUACUCAGAGAUCUGAAUAGUUGCACAUUAAUAAUGAUUACUACGAGUUGGAUGAUUAAAUAGGGAAUAAUGUAUUAACUAGAUUCAUAGUUUGAGAAAAAACUCAUGAUAAUGAGAAUUAUGAUUGCGCUAUUUAAUGUAAUCUUUUGUUGUCAUUAUUCCACGUUAUAUGUAUAACUAAUGCCAUUCCUUCAUUUUUUAGAAUUAUAAAUAAAUACAAUAAAUUAUUAUGAUGAAAACCAGAACCGAUUAUAAUAACAAAAUGAUGAAAGCGGAAAUACAAUGUGGAUACAAUCAUGUGUAAAAGUAUACCUAUGUCCCACAUGGAAAGAAGAUAAUUUAAGCAUGAAUGAACCCAUCAUCAUGUAGAAGGCUUCUUACUGACUGAAUUAAACAAUUUCAAUGUCUGAA